Chlamydomonas reinhardtii is the source of this 1814-nucleotide messenger RNA. RefSeq lists its product as uncharacterized. Gene Ontology annotation, molecular function: rRNA binding. The record is from RefSeq and is a predicted model, not a curated record. Gene Ontology annotation, cellular component: nucleolus. Lineage: Eukaryota; Viridiplantae; Chlorophyta; Chlorophyceae; Chlamydomonadales; Chlamydomonadaceae. The transcript has 10 exons. Bases 185 to 1285 code for a protein of 366 amino acids. Gene Ontology annotation, biological process: ribosomal large subunit assembly; rRNA processing.
CACCCACUCAUAAUACACGUGUACUCUUUCUGCGGCGCCGAUAACCCUUCUUACGACCUUGCUGUCUAUUCACAGAGUCUGCCACAGACGACUUUACCAGUAUCAUCUCACGGCUUUUAUACGUCUUUUGUAUUGAGUAGUAUACAUUAAGCUCGCGGAAUUCAGUUGCCGGCUGCCGGCGCCCAUGGCAAAGCGAAAGCCGGAGGCGGAGGCGGGGAAUCGGCCACAGAAGCAGGCAAAAGGGCAAGGGCAAAAACAAAACGGCAAGGGCGGUGCCAAUGCAUCACCUGCCGCCGCCGCCGCUGCCAAGCCGGCGGCAGCGGCACCGGCCGCAGCCCGCAUGGCAUUCUCAACAGCACUAGCGGGGCCAAAGCCCGCAGCGGCGGGGGCGGCCGCGGGCGCAGGCUCCGCCGCCGCUGCGUCAGGCGUGUUUAAGAACAAGGAAAAGGUGCUCAUACUGUCAACACGCGGUGUGACGUAUCGAUACCGGCACCUAAUGGAGGACGUGGUGUCGCUGCUGCCGCACAGCAAGAAGGAGUCCAAGCUGGACACCAAGUCGGACCGCGGCGUUAUCAACGAGGUGGCGGACCUCAAGAACUGCACCUCGGUGCUGUUCUUCGAGAACUGCACCUCGGUGCUGUUCUUCGAGGUGCGCAAGAAGCAGGACCUGUACCUAUGGCUAGCCAAGUCUCCUGAGGGGCCCAGCGUCAAGUUCCACGUGGCCAACGUGCACACCAUGGCGGAGGUAAAGCUGUCGGGCAACCACCUGAAGGGCUCGCGGCCGGUGCUGUCCUUUGACGCGGCCUUUGACGACCAGCCGCACUACCAGCUGGUCAAGGAGAUGCUCACGCAGACGUUCGCGACGCCCAAGAAGCACCACAAGGCGAAGCCGUUCUUUGACCACGUGCUGUCGUUCACCAUCGCCGACAACCGCGUGUGGGUGCGCAACUACCAGCUGGUGGUUCCCCCCGACAAGAAGAAGACGGACCCGGACAACGCAUCGCUGGUGGAGGUGGGGCCGCGGUUCUGCCUCAAUCCAAUCAAGAUCUUUGCUGGCUCGUUUGGCGGCGCCACGCUGUACGACAACCCCGACUACGUCAGCCCCAACGCCGUACGCUCGGCCAUCAAGCGCAAGGCGGCGGGCAAGUACGGCAGCAAGGUGGCGGCGCGCGACCGCCGUACGGAGCACGUGGCGGCGCACCCACUGCCGCGCAACCCGCUGGACAGCAUCUUCAAGGGGGAGGAGGGCGAGGAGGAGGAGGGCGACGACGCGGGGUCGGAGUAAGGCGGAGCAGGGCGGAGCAGGGCGGAGUCGAAAUGUGGUGGGCUGAAGAGCAGUGCAUCAGGAGUGGAGCAGGGAAGGAGUAGCAGGAGCAAGAGCGGAGCGCAGGAGGGCGGGGGGCACUGGACCGGUUUUGCUCCUUGUUUCUGAGAUGGCGCUGGGUGGAAGCGCCAGCGGUAAUGGCAGCGGCUGUUGCUGUGCUGGAGCCGGCGGGGGCUGGGUGAUAGUCCUGGCAAUCGAGGCAGGCUUCCGACAAGUGAUAUCAUAGUGCUUGAGCUCGGCGAAUGCAGGCAGGGGUUGAAAUGAUCGGCUGCUUUGUUGGGCUGUUAUUCCGCCUGAUCGGGUACCGUAUCAGCUGGUUGGUGGCCGCACCGGUUGAAUGUCAUAACGCAGCGCGGCGUCCAGUGGUCGAGCUGGCGGGGCCAACGGAGUUGGUUAGGGCGGGGUGCCGAGGGCUGAAGGCAGCAAGCAGCUCGUGGUGCCACGGUGGGGCGCCCAGGACGCAUUUGCAGGUGUGUAAGGUUGUCACAAC